UUGAAGUCUGAGAGGUUUGAGUUGAGGAUGGACAUGAGGCAGAGAAGAGCCGACGAACAAAAGAGACGAAAUAUCUGGAAAAAAUGAAAACUCUUCUCGUCAAAUAAGGAAUUAUUUUGUUUUCAGAGACACACAAAGGACAUUUAACCAGCUGUUUUCUUUCCCAGCAUUACAUUUUCCAGAAGGAUUUGUUCUCCGCUGAAGAUCACAAAUAUAAAAGAGAAGGAUAUUUUCUGAAAUCUACCUUCAGUAGUGAAUCUAAACUCACAUCUUCUACCUCAGCCUCAGGAUUAUGGUGGAGUUUGCUCCGUCUGAGAAUCUGAAGGAGGAUAAAAAUGCUGAAAUGUAAAGUUCAUAGUUAUCUCUGCUCCCUGUGGUUCACCUCACUGCUGCUGCUGCUGCUCCAGGAUGUGAGCAGAGCCGCUCCCACAGAGGACCAGUCCGCCCCAUGUAGCAUCUCUGCAUCUGACCCGGUGUCCGGCCUGGACUCCAUAUCACUGACUGUUCACACACCUGGACGGGACUGCUCCUUCGCCGUGACGUCACUGGACUCCGGAGCAGACAACGCCGAGUGUAAAAGGAGAAGAAGAGGAGACGAGGAGGUGGAGACUAAUGAGAUCGGAGGCCGGGAGCGAGGAGAGGAGGAGGAGGAGGAGGAGGAAGAGACGGGAGCUAACUCUCUGGGAACCAACCAGCUAGGAGUCGAGGACGGAGGAAACAAGGGAGCCGGAGAUGUUUUCACCUGUGUGCUGGAUCACCUGGAGCCGGGCACCGCCUACCAGCUGCAGGUUCGAUCCCAGAAAGACGAGGAGACGUUGAACGUCACGCUGCACACCAGGCCGUCGGCGGUGAGCGGCCUGGCAGUGACCUCCAGGACCUGCUGCAGCCUGGGUCUUUCCUGGCAGGCCGGCCCCGGCAGGACGGAGCGCUUCAGGCUGCAGCUGUGGGAACCUCCUCAGAGUCUGCUGAAGAACGAGACGUUAGAGAGCACGACGACACAACACACACUCCACGACCUGACGCCCGGGAGACUGUACAACGUUACCGUGGUGACGGAGGCCGGCGAUCUGCAGAACAGCAGGAUGGUCGAGGCCCAGACAGUUCCCUCUGCUGUUUCAAACCUCACCACUGACUUUAGCAACAGCACGAGCUUGCUGUUGUCAUGGCAACGGCCCAAAGGUGACCUGGACGCGCUCAUUGUCACCCUCUUCUCGACCAAUGGCACGAGCCGCUGGGAGACGACGCUUCCGUCGGACGCCACAGAGGUCGCCAUCCAUCAGCUGACCCCCGGCUCGACCUAUCAGGUGGCAGUAACGUCCAGGAGUGGCGAGCUGACGAGCCAAUCGGAAAGCACCGUCAGCACAGCUCCAGCAGCGGCGUCCCUCCUCUCGCUGUCUCCCUCCUCCUCCGGAGACCUCCUCCUGUCUUGGACGCCCCCUCCUGGCCACUGGGAGAGCUACAGGCUGUUCCUGUUCGACGGCUUCCAGCAGUUAGUCAACACCACUCUGGACCGUGAGGCGGUGAGGUUCGUCUUCCCUGGGACGGGUCUAACGCCUGGGAGGACGUAUAGAGCCGUGGUGAUGGUGGAGAGCGGAGGACUGGCGGCUGAGAGCAGCUGUGAAGGAUCAACAGCUCCUGCUCCGGCGUUGGACCUCCACAUUCGACACUCGGACGAGACCUCGCUCAGCGCCAUGUGGAGCCACGCCCCCUCUGGGUCACGUGACAGCUACUUCCUCACCAUUAGCCACGAUAACGCCACCGUGGACACCAGGGAGGUGGAGCCUAACAUGAGGGAGUGCACGUUCAACAUCCUCACACCUGGGAGACGCUACACCAUCACUGUGACAGCCAGGAGCGGGAAACUGAACACAUCUGUGUCUGUGGAGGGAAGGACAGUUCCCAUGGCGUUGCAAGCCAUCACUCUGAGGAGCUCAGGAGUCGACAGCCUCCAGGCAUCAUGGGAGAAACCACCAGGGGGCGUGGACUUGUACAUACUGACGCUGCUGCAAGACAGCGCUGUGGUUCAGAACGUCAGUGUUGCAGUCGGUUCUUCCUCUCUGCUGCUCUCUGGUUUGACGCCCGGCGCCCUCUACAGGCUGCAGGCUGCCACUGUCAGCGGGGGGCUGCAGUCUAAAAGCACCAGGCUGGAGGGACGCACAGACCCAGCAUCCGUGUCCGAGGUAACCGUUGCUAACGGCGGCAAAUCGGACGCUCUGCAUGUGUCAUGGCGUCCGGCGGUGGGCGUGGUGGACAGUUACCUGGUCCGUCUUCAGGAGCGGGAUGAAACCGUCCACACGCUCGCCGUGUCGCGCUCCUCGCCGCCCGAGUGCUCCUUCAGCUCGCUGGUCGCCGGGCGACUGUACUCGGUUGUCAUAGUAACGAGGAGCGGCAGCCUGGAGAACUCCACCACGGUUCAAGCACGAACACAACCUGCCACUGUGCAAAACCCAACAGCUGUUCACUCUGCAAGAGACGACUUCCUUAAGGUGUACUGGCGUCACGCGGCAGGAGAUCUGGACCGUUACGUGGUUCUGAUCCGCUACAACCACAGCGUCCUGCAGAACAAGAGCGUCUCCACCGGACACAGCGAGUGCGACUUCUCGUCCCUGACGCCGGGAAGACUCUACACCGUCACCGUGGAAACCUGGAGCGGAGGCUACGUCAGCAGCGUCUCCACCGACGGACGCACCUUUCCAGCAGCUGUUGGAAAUCUGUCGCUAGGCAACGCAGGGACAGGUGAUCUGACUGUGGCCUGGAGCCCCGCCCAUGGAGAUGUGGACCAUUAUGAGGUCACUCUGCUCUUCAAUGACACUCGGGUUUUCCCUCCGGUCACGUUGGGCAGCGAGUUGCGGCGUCACCGGCUGACCUCUCUGACCCCCGGGCGUCUCUAUAAGAUCGUGGUGUCGACGUUCAGCGGACCAAACCAGAGAGCGCAGUUCAUCGAGGGACGGACAGUUCCCAGUCCAGUAGGAAACCUCCACAUGGCUCCUCAACGUGGUCUGAAGGACUCUGCUGGUGGACUCCUGGUCACCUGGACCCCCGGACACGGAGACCUGGACAUGUACAUCGUCUCCUUGACGACCACGGACGGCGUCGCUGUCGAGAGUCGUCCUGUCCCUAAACACGUCUCCUCUCUGGACUUCCUGGAUCUGAUCCCAGGCCACGCCUACACCAUCACCAUCCAAUCACUGAGCGGGAAGCUGACCAAUACAAACACGGUCACCGGUAGAACAGCUCCAGCCAGUGUCACCGCCCUGCAGGCGGAUAAUGACCACACCACCCACAGCCUGACCGUCAGCUGGGAGCGGCCGGUGGGCGUGUACGACAGCUACAGUCUGCAGCUGCUGGACGAGGCCGGCGCCAUGGCGGCCAAUCGGUCGGUGUCAGUGGAGAGUCGCAGCGAGCGGUUCGAAGGUCUGACCUCAGGGAAGCGUUAUAGUGUGAGGCUGGUGACGCUGAGCGGCGGCGUCCCGUCUCUGGAGGCCACAGCGGACGGACAAACACGUCCGGCUGCAGUCAGUAACCUCACGGUCACGUCGGCCAACACCUCCUCGCUCUCCUUCUCCUGGCGACCUUCAGACGGCCACGUCGAAAUCUAUGACCUGUCGCUCUACAGCGUCGCCGAGGCAACAGCCAAUCACAGGCCGGAUGCUGCAGGGAGCAGGAAGGAGCAUCACCAGGGUCUAGGGGACCCGGUGGACCUGCAGAAGGUCGGCCCGACCGCAGACAGCUGUGUGUUCUCCGGACUGAGAGCAGGAAGUUUGUACAGGCUGCAGGUGGUGAGCUGGAGCAGAGGCAUGAACAGCGACUCCUCCGUCCUCGCCAGAACUGUCCCGUCUCCAGUUUCGUCUCUUCUGGUUCAGAGCUCAGGACGGACGGACAGACUGACGGUCAGCUGGCAGCACGGCGAGGGGAGCUGGAGCGGCUAUCAGGUCGUACUGUACGAUGUUUUUGGAGCCACGCUGGGAGCUCAGACGCUGGGGGCGGAGCACAAGAGUCACGUGUUCCCCGGCCUCACACCUGGUAGGCUGUACCGCGCUGAGGUCAUCACACACAGCGGGGAGCUGACCAAUAGUGUCUCAGCUUUUGGGCGCACCUCUCCAGAUCCUCCCACUCACCUGUCCGUCAAACAAGGCCCAACCAAUGAGACGAUAGCACUGUCGUGGUCUGGUCCCGCCUCCGGGGACUACGAUAACUUCAGCCUUCAGUGGACUCCUCCUGACCCCCUGUCAAUCACACACACUCAGCUGACCGGGUGCGUUGUUGGUGACAUGUUUCCGGGGCGACAGUAUAACUUCACCUUGAUGACCAUGAGCGGGGGCGGAGCCAGAGCCGGGCCAACAUCGAGGAGUGAGCCAAUCCAGAGGAGCGUCAGGACAAGUCCCUCCCCUCUGAAGUCCAUCCACUGCUUCCCCCUCUCGUCCUCCUCCCUCUCCUGCUCCUGGUCGCCCCCCCUCUCCGACUUCGACUCCUACGAGGUCAAGUGUCGCCGCCACGACAACGGGGAGCUGACCUCGGUGCUGAGGUUGGCUGGGGGCGUCUCCGCGGUAACGCUGGACCACCUGGAGGCGUACAGGAAGUACUCUGUGACCGUCAGGGUGUCGUCGGCCGGACAGACGAGUCCACCGGCAACACACACCACCGUCACCAUGAUAGACCGUCCUCCGGUCCCGCCCGCCAGCGUACGUGUCAGCGAGAGGUCAUCGAAGGUGACGUCGUCCUCCAUCUUGUUUCGCUUCAACUGCUCCUGGUUCAGCGACGCCAACGGAGCCGUGCGAUACUUCGCUGUGAUCGUGGCCGAGUCCGACGCCAAUGAGCUCCUGCAGCCGGAGCAGCGCCACCCUCUGCCCUCCUACCGCGACUACAUCAGCAACUCCUCCGUCAGAGCCUAUCAGACGGCGUACUUCCCCAGCCGCUGCCCGCAGGACACAGAGGCCUCUGCUGGACAGGUGGUGGAGGUGAACCUGGGGGCAGGAGGGGACCGACUGGGCGGCACCUGUGAUCAUUACCAUGACGACGACCUCUAUCUGAGCGACAGCUACGGCGACUUCUGUGACGGACCACUGAGAGCCAAAACAUCGUACAGGCUCAGUGUUCGAGCCUUCACCAGACUGUUUGACGUGAACCACAGUGAGUUUCCUCAGCCGCUCUUCUCCGACACCUUCCUGUCCGCACCGCUCAGGACACAUGCAGAGCCUCUAGGUGGCGUCGUGGAGGGUUUGAGCGCUGGGAUGUUUCUGAUCGGUAUGAUGGUGGCCGUCGUCUCUCUGCUGGUUUACAGACAGCGGCUUCGCAAAGUGGCUGUGCAGGAGAACCCGUUGGUGAGGAUGAGUAUGUGGAAAGAGGUUCCAGCUUCAGGCAUAUAUAUGGGCGUAAGGAGCAAUCGUCGGGUCACCAGUCCCAUCAAAGCCUGUCACUUUGAGUCUCACCUGAACAAGCUGCAGGCCGACUCCAACUACCUGCUGUCUGAGGAGUUCGAGGAUCUGAAGGAUGUGGGUCGGAACCAGACCAUGGACGUCGCCCGGGUGCCAGAAAACCGAGGAAAGAACCGUUACAACAACAUCCUGCCAUAUGAUUCUACCAGAGUGAAGCUGUCGUACCUGGAGGAUGAUCCCUGCUCCGACUACAUCAACGCCAGCUACAUACCUGGGAAUAACUACCGCAGGGAGUACAUCGCCACCCAGGGACCGCUGCCCGGCACCAAGGAUGAUUUCUGGCGGAUGGUGUGGGAGCACGGCGUCUACAACGUUGUCAUGGUGACGCAGUGUACGGAGAAAGGACGGGUGAAGUGUGAUCAGUACUGGCCCGCAGACAGAGAACCUCUGUACUACGGAGACCUGGUCAUUCAGAUGCUGUCAGAGUCCGUCCUGCCGGAGUGGACCAUCAGAGAGUUCAAGAUCACCUCGGAGAGCAGCCGCAGUUACCCUCGGGUGCUGCGUCACUUCCACUACACCGUGUGGCCCGACCACGGAGUCCCAGAGAGCACCCAGUCCCUGAUCCAGUUCGUCCGGACGGUCCGGGACUACGUGGACCGCUCACCGAGUACUGGAGCCACCGUGGUGCACUGCAGUGCUGGUGUUGGACGAACAGGCACCUUCAUCGCCUUGGAUCGGGUUCUGCAGCAGCUGGACUCUAAAGGAACCAUCGACCUGUACGGCUGCGUGUUCGACCUCCGCCUGCACCGCCAGCACAUGGUCCAGACCGAGUGCCAGUAUGCCUUCCUGCACCAGUGUGUACGGGACGUCCUGAGGGCCAGAAAGCAUCGCAGUGAACAGGAGAACCCUCUUUACCCCAUCUACGAAAACUUCAACCCUGAGUACUGCCGAGAUUUCAUGUACACCGGACGUUAGACAAGACGAUGACGUCCAUCUGAUGGAGAGAGAGGAAACUUUUCUCCGUUGACUCACUCUGACGUUAUUGAAAUGAUGUUGCGUUAACAGAGAACGUGAACUACACACCGGACGAAGCAGGGAAAAAUCAGCCAUGUGUAAAGUAAAAGGAAACACAGAUGAUAUGAUGUGAUGCUGUCAGUAUUUUACCAGUGAAACUGAUUUUUCUCUCCAGUUCUUAAAGUCAAUUUUUAACUGUGUAUCACUUCUUUUACAUCAACCUCCUGACCUCUGUCAGAGCAUCAGUGUGAAGAGUUUAUGGGAGUUAAACACCGACAGAACUGCAGCAAAUCAAUUGAAGCUUUGAAAAACUGGUGACUCCAGUAAGGAGCGUUACAUGUUUACUGGGAUUACAGGGAAGCUUGUUCAUUGGCUACUACUCUACAGUUGGUUUUGUCCUUUGUUUGACCUGUUGGUGACUUUUCAACAAAAUUAAAACAAAUAAUGAUGGAGACGGAUUUUACUCGCCUAAAAACUUAUUAGAAUCAUGAUAAUAAAUGUGGUCAAUGGGUUUUCUAAAGUGUUGAAGGUGGGGGUGGGGUUCAGUAGCAUUUUAUUCAAUCUGAAUCUAUUGAUAAUAAAUAAAUAAAUAAAUAAAUAAAGAUAGAACUUGAUAUUUAGAAUCUAGUUUUCUCUAAUCACGUUAAUUACCAGACAAGCAUCACACUGACAUUAAUAGAAACUACAGUUAUAAAACCUAAACCGUGGACAUUCGAAUGUGAACGAAGGAUUAAAUCAGGAAGUGGUUGUCCGCUGUGUUUAACACACCGGGGCAUUUUACCAACUUGGAACCGGAUCCCAAACAGAACCCGGCUAUCAGAACCCAUCCCCAGUUAAAAAGGAAACACAGGUUAAUCUCAGGUCGUUGGCGUUAAAGUGGUUAUUAACAACAAAUCUGACGUUAGCAGUGAUAGCUCCGCAGCUGUCCUCAAUACAAACUGAUCACAGGGAAGGAAAGAGCCAUCUAUUUUUUAUACCCUUUAUUAUGACUGUAUGUUGUCACUCACUCAUCCAUAUAAGCUGUUUAUUUAAAACGUUACACAUAUUGCUGUAUGUAAAUAUUGAUGUAAUACUCUUUUUUUUAUAUGAUAAUGAAUACAUACUGUAUGUUGACAAUUUUAAUGCUGGGUAAUAUUUAGAUAUUUCAACCAAUUAUAACCUGCUUUGUUCAGACUUACAGUAACUACUGCUUUUAAUCAAAGGAAGAAAAGUUUGAACCGUUCACCACACUAGUCACACUUUCAUAAAGUCGUUCACAGAUUGUCUAAAGUUAACACGGAAAAUUAAACUGGAAGUCUGAAUAUAAUGCGGGAACUCUGUUUUUAAAAUGCAUCAAUAAUUGACGAGUACAGUUGUAAAAUUGGAUAAAAAUAUUUGCUUUGCUGAGAAAAUAUCUGAGAAAUGUGAUUUUUUUUUAAAUAUAUAUUUGAAAAGAAUUGAAAGUUCACAUUUGAAAUUCAAACAGUAUCAAACAUUUAUCCCUCUUUUAGGUUUUUAAUGAUUUCUGCUCAAACGAGAUGUUUUUAUUGAUUUAUUUCUAAAGGACAUAAUGAUCAUUGGUUUUGAAUUUCUGAAAAUACAGGGCUGGGCAAUAAUUCAAUAUUGGUUUUCUUUCAGUGGAAACAUUGUUAUUAUUAAUAUUAGUAGUAGAAUUAUAAUAUUACAAAAAUCUAAUGUCCAAAUUAAUGAUUCCAGGCAAAUUGAACUGAAAAUCCUAAUUAAAUUAGUUAUUAAAGGUUUUGAUGUGAUACAUAAAACCAUUUUGAUUAUUUUAAUGUAUGAUUUUACAUAUAUCUGUUAUAUUAUGAUAUUGAUUGAAGUGAUAUCACCCAGCCCUGAGUGAAUGUAUAAAGCAGUUUUUAUGACUUGCUGUCAGAUCUCUGUAAACUGGAAUAUAAAGAUCAUUAAAAAAAAUAGCUGCCAAACUACA
This is a messenger RNA of Seriola dumerili (greater amberjack), 8319 nucleotides long. RefSeq names its product receptor-type tyrosine-protein phosphatase beta-like. The record is from RefSeq and is a predicted model, not a curated record. Gene Ontology annotation, molecular function: protein binding; protein tyrosine phosphatase activity. Lineage: Eukaryota; Metazoa; Chordata; Actinopteri; Carangiformes; Carangidae. Bases 336 to 6350 code for a protein of 2004 amino acids. The transcript has 40 exons. Gene Ontology annotation, biological process: protein dephosphorylation.